Molecule: messenger RNA, 1863 nt
Organism: Akanthomyces muscarius
Lineage: Eukaryota; Fungi; Ascomycota; Sordariomycetes; Hypocreales; Cordycipitaceae
Exons: 1
Coding region: 1-1863 (620 amino acids)
Biological process (GO): rRNA methylation
Cellular component (GO): mitochondrion
Molecular function (GO): RNA binding; RNA methyltransferase activity
Source: RefSeq, a predicted model, not a curated record
AUGAAUCGCCUUCUCUGCAGCGGUUAUGCCGUGCCCAUCCAAUUGGCCUUGCGGCGCACUCCUCAGUUUCCGACAACUACUCCCUUGGUAGCUGUCCGAUAUGCCAGUCUGUCGGCCAUCCACCGCGGAUUGCGCCGGUCUGACAGGAUACAGUACGGCUCCGUCCGGCCGCGGGACGACUCAUCUCUCGAGCAGAGCAUGAAAUCAAGCAGGCGAGAUGACAGCAGUCGAAGCGAAAGGACGGCGCGCGCGAUGGCUGGUGCCGCCUCACCUCGCCAGCAGGCCAAACUGCGCAAGAAGCUGACUCACAAGGAGCACAAGCGGCUGAAAGAAAGAGAAGGGGAGGAGGAAGGGCCACAGUCGCGCCGAAAAAGAUUUAUCAAUCCCGACAAGGAAUUUGGAAAGACAAGCCUCGUCUACCAACUCAAGCACGGCGUUCUCAAGGACGAAGUGCCCGUUGAUAGCCUUCAGCAGCCUGUACGACCACGACCGCGAGACGGCUUUCGCGCCGAGCGACCAGCCCGCCGGAAUGACUCCCGUGAUACAGAUAAGCAAGCAUCAAGGCCAUGGGAAAGCUCUCGCACCGAGCGACCCGCCCGUCGAAACGAUUCCCGAGACACCGACAGGCAACCGCCACGACAGGCAAGGGAUAGACAACCGUCCGGUGGAGAUCGGGGGCGAGGGAGUGAUGCUCCAGCGCCACAACAAGGACGGGAUAGACAAUCGUUUGGUCGAGAUCGACCCGGAGACAGUCGGCCGCAGCAACGACCAGACAGACAAUCACGCGACAGGCGCCCUGAUGACGACAGAGAUUCUCCAGAAUACUCCAGCGCCGCUCGCAAGAUGAUGCCCAUGGCCAUCAAAUACACAACAGCGGCCUCGCAGUUCCUCUACGGCCGAUCCGUGGUCAAGGCCGCUCUCGAGCAGUCCCGGCGAAGACUAUACAACCUCUACGUCUACGGUGGCGAGAACCGCGUGGACUCGUACUACAACCAAUCUAUGAUUCGCCUGGCCGAGAGCCAGAGCAUCCCUGUCACCAUUGUGCCCAACGACCAGCAGCGGCUCAUGGACAAGAUGAGCGUGGGCCGGCCGCACAAUGGCUUCGUGCUGGAGACGUCGCCGCUGCCGCAGAUUCCUGUGACGGCGCUCGGCCAGCUGGAGGUAACCUCGGACCGCUCCGGCUUCCACAUUACACGCGGCCACCAGACGCGCGAGGAAGAGGCCGUCAACGGCACCAGCAGCUUCAUCUCGCGCCCGAGCGGCCGCACCCCGCAGCCGCUGGUGCUGCUCCUCCACGAGAUCCUCGACCCGGGCAACCUCGGCGCGCUCCUCCGGACGGCCAGCUACCUCGGCGUCGACGCCGUCGGCAUCACGCAGCGCAGCUCGUCGACGCUGACGCCCGUGGUGCUCAAGUCGGCCGCGGGCGCCGUGGAGGAAAUAACGCUCUUCUCCGUCGACGCGCCCGCCGACUUUCUAGAAAAGUCCAAGAGCGCGGGGUGGACCGCGUACGCGGCCGUCGCGCCGCCCGAGGGCAAGCUCGCGCGCAUGCACGGGGACAAGUUUGUCUCGACGGACGACAUUGAGGAGCGCAGCCCGCUGCUCGACAAGCCCUGCAUCCUCGUCCUCGGCAACGAGGGCCACGGCCUGCCCCGCCACAUCAAGGUCGCGGCCGACUAUGAGCUGUCGAUCCCGCGCGUCGUGCCGGACAGCUGCAUCGACAGCUUGAACGUGAGCGUCGCCGGCGCGCUGCUGGCGCAUGCCUUUAUCAAAGGCGCCAAGGUGAAGAAAGCGGAGAGCCCGUUUGACGGCAUGGCCGCGUCGCGGAGAGAGGGCAAGGAGGAUAAAUCAGAGGCGCUGUUUUGA